UAUGUGAUGGAUUACAUUUAUUGAUUUGUAUAUGUUGAACCUCAGUAAAAAUUUAAUGUUUCAAUAUUAUUAGAUACUUUAACUUUAAAGUCCUAGGGUUUUAAAAAGAGUGAUGUAAUAAAAUUCCGGGGUGUUCAUUUACUCACCUAAUCACUGACAUUUAAACAAACAAGCCUCUCACAUUUUAACAACUACAACACCUUUCCUUGACUCUACUUCUCACUCUAGUAACUACCUUCUUUCUUUUCAUAGCUGCGUUUCUAAGAGCUUGCUAUACUCAAUCUUUUUGCUCUCUAUCCACUCCUUUCUAAUCUAACUUUCUACCAAAACAGUUCAAAUGCUCCAUAGACCCAUUUUAUCCAGUGUGUCCCUUCUUGAAACACUUUCUUCUCUUGCUUCCAUACUUUACUGAUUUUCUCUCAACUCCAGGAUCUCUUUUGUAGAUUCCUGUAUGUUGCUGUUACAUGUUAACAUUUCCCAAAGCUCAAGUUUGUGGCCUCCUUUUUUCCUCAUAUUCUAACCUUUACCGACGUAAUCUCAUUCACUUCUAUACCAACAACUCCCAAAUUUGCAUUUCCUUCCCAGAUUUCUCCUUUGAACUCCAGAGUAUUGCAUACUCUCCAUCCCCAUGAGGAAAUCUCAAAGCCUCCUCUAACUCAACACAUUUCAAAUGGAAUGAUGAUCUUCACUCCUCCAUGCCUGGGUUUGAUAUCUUGGUGAAUGGCACUGUAACCCACUCACCUGCAUAACACACAGACCUAGCAAUUGGUUUUGAAACUCCCGUCUCCUUAGCCCCCCACCCCAUAGUAUCCAGUACAUUAACAAUCCCUCAUAAAUCUCUCUCAGAUCUACCUAUAAUCUCUGCAUCUGUGCUAACACCAUCCUAAUCCAAGUUAACAUCUUUUCCUGCCUGGACUACUGUGUAACCACCCAACUGGCUUUGUGCAGCCCUCUUUUCUAGCUCAGUCUGUCCUUCCCACUGCAACCAGAAUAAAUGCAAGUAUUAUCAAGCUGCUUAGAUGCCUAAAACCCUUUUAAUUAGUAAGCAUUACUUGUAGCUGAAGGAUCAUAAUCUGACUGCCUCUCUGGCCCCAUCUUGCAUCAGGCUCCUCACUUGCUCCCUCUAUGCCUGGUAUAAUUUCAGUACCUUUAAUGUGUCCCAUUCCUAGCACAGCUGUUCACCUUGUUUGACACGCUUCUCCCUCUGUCCUCCUCAGGUUGCCUAGGCAACUCCUAUUCAAUUGACUGGAUGUAAGGUCAUUUCCUCACAGAAGCCUUCCCUGGCCCUCAGACUAAGUCAAAUUUCCUUUUUCUGUACUUUCAUAGCACUCGCUAUUUCAUAAAAACGAUUGUUGACUUAUAUGUACACAUUUGGUUGUAUAAUGAUUUGAUUAAUAUUUAUCUUGCCUACUGCUCUAUUUAAUGAGGGCAAGGACUGUAUUUAUUAUUCUUACCGUUUCAUCCUCAAAGCCUAUUGCAGUGCCUGGCACACAGUAGGCACUUUCUAAAAGUCUGCUGACUGAAUAAACAGAGGAAAUGCACAAAUGAAGGGCAGAGGUCGUAGUAACUUGCCCAGGGUCAAGAUGGCAAGGCUGAGACUAUAGUUUCCAGUCCAGAUCACCAGCCUUCUGAAUAAAUAUCUUGUCCUAAAUUUUGUUCUAAAUCAUUGGAACCAAAGCAACGUCACAACUCAAGUCCAAUUUCUCGGCCUCCCGUUUUCUACAGAUGGCAUUUAUUCAGCAAUGGAAUGUUGUAAGUAUAGUAAUUUUUCUUUUUUCCAUGAAACAUGUGUUAUCUUCUUGCUCUAUUUUGAAGGGAUAUUAUGAUAAACGAUGCUACUAUUUAAAACUUGUAAAGCUUCUUGGGAUUCUCAGAAAAAGUACAAGAUAUAGGUCAAAAAGAGUAAUUUUGUCUCUCACAAAAGAAUUUUCUGUUUAAAAAAUGCUGUUAACUUGAAAAAGUGGUAUCUCCCAAAGAACAUUCUAAUAGGUGGGAUAAUCAUCAUCAUAUUUCUAGCUGCUACAUAUAUCCCUUCCCUUAAAAGUAAAAAAGGAGAAAAUCACUUUGCGUGUGGAAGUGCUUUGUGUGUUUUAUAAAAUCCCCAUAAAAUAUUUAGUGGUUCAAGGAACGGCUGCUGCAUUUCUAAGGCAAAUAGCUUAUCCCUGAAAAAGCUUGAGGAUCUGACUCUCAAGAGUCUUUGUGCUCUGAAUGAAUAAGAAAUCAUUAUUUUUGAACUUCCUUGCUCACGUCAGUGACUUCCACCUGCACCCAAUCCAUUGGUUAUAAGUACCCAUGAAUUGCCUUGCCAAUUAUAGGCAGGAUUACCUAGGAGGACCAGGCAAAACCAAACUCCUGGUAAGCUUUAUUAGCCUUUUCUAUGAUGUGUCUCAGUUUCCAUUUCACACCUUGGAGUGGAAGACAAUCUCUACUCACACUGUUGUGGUACGUGUCUGUCUGUCUCAGAUGUGUGUGUAAGGUGUAUUUCUCAGCUCAGGGUAUCUGAAGUAAUUUCUUUUUUUUUUUUUUAAGACCACUGUCUUAAGGCUUAAAAGUAAUUUAAGGUUUUGUUUUUUGUUAUUAUUUUGAGAAUUGCAGUUUCUUUGGAGACAACAAAGUACUUUUUAUUCAAAGAUGAAAGAGGCAUACUCAGACUUUCUAUGUUAUGUUCAUACUUGUUUUGCUUAUCACUGUAUAACAUUCUCAUCAUGAUGGGCUACUUUAAGCUAAUCAGUUGGAUUUUGGGGUCCUCAUUUAGAAGUCAAUCUGGAAAAAAUAUGGCUGUAAAACUUAGAUGAACCAGUAUGCUAUUUCUCCUUCCUUGUCUGCCUUUAGAGAUGUUUUCUCUUUCUCUCUCUCUUCCCUGACUAUCUCUCUCAAUGAUCAUUGACAGCUCCCCCAUUUCCUCUUUCACUCAGCUUCACUCCACCAUGACCAGAGCAUCUCUCCUGCUACUAUGUGUUGCCCUGGUGCUGCUUUGGCAUGUGAAUGGAGCCACACUAAGAAACAAAGACAAAUGGAAGCCACUCAACAACCCCAGAAACAGAGAUCUGUUUUUCAGAAGCCUUCAGGCAUAUUUUAAGGGCAGAGGUCUUGAUCUUGGAACAUUUCCAAAUCCUUUUCCCAUGAAUGAGAAUCCUAGACCUCUCUCUUUUCAAUCAGAACUUACUGCUUCUGCAUCUGCAGAUUAUGAAGAGCAGAAAAACUCCUUUCACAAUUAUCUCAAAGGCUGAAAGUUUCUUCUGAGCUCAGGUGUCUGGCUAUUGUAAAACUACAGAUGAAGCCUCUCAUUAGAAAAAUUCAACCACUGUCGUAGCUAAACUUUCGUGGAGUUUCUUUCCCCCUCACUUUUAUUUUUCAGUUUGUAAUGAUUUUAUUCCACAUUUCCAUAUUUACAUAUAAAUCGCUGGAACUAUGAUUUCUAUGCAUAUUUAUGGAGUGUUUUUCCUGUACAACCAUAAAUAUUGAUGUAGAGCAGUGCAUGCAUUUGUAGGAGUAACAAAAACAUCACAAACUGAAAAAAGAUUAUAAUCUAAAUUAGAUGUUUCUUUAAGCUUGUUUUUAAAACUUGUCUUUUAAGUUUAUUAUCUUUUAUCAACCAAUUUUUUUUAAAGGGACAUGCUCACUUUUAGUAUAGUAAAAUUCAUUAUAUGUGAUAGGGGGUUGGGUUUAAAAUUUGUCUUCCUUUCCUAAAAAGAAGAUGCAUUCCCAUGUUCAGCAUACACUACUAAAAGACCUCACAGUUUUAGUUUCAUAAGAAAUGAGGGCAAGUGAUAAACAGCCACAAUUAAGUUAAAAUGGAAGCAAACAACCACAACAAACAUGGGAUUCUAGAAGUUGUCAAUGCCUCUGAAGAUGCUCUUUGCCAGAAUAUUCAGAGGUGGACAUUGUGCCACAUCAAAUAUUCUAGCAAUGCCCCAGCCCUUGCUCUCAUACACAACCUCCUCAGGAAGGAAAAGUAGAAACAGGUGAUUUCCUCUCUUUCCAACCAGCCCCUGCCCUCCUUACUCUAGCUCAUGCUGAGUUAUUCUGAUUCCCAUAUUCACAUUUGGAAUAGCUGCUUUUCCUGUAUCUUUAUAGAUAGCUGCAUCAUCUUCUCUAUGAUUCCUGCAAAAGGAAUGUUGCACUAAAAUGCAACAUUGUCCUAACAUUAGUCUGUGCAUUUCAAAAUAGUUUACUGUGGCUUUUUUUUUUUUUUGGUGGAUUAUUGAUAUUGUAUAUGAAGAAUAAAAUAUUUGUGCAAGAACAGA
This is a messenger RNA of Cercocebus atys (sooty mangabey), 4247 nucleotides long. Its product is annotated as chromosome unknown open reading frame, human C2orf66. The record is from RefSeq and is a predicted model, not a curated record. Lineage: Eukaryota; Metazoa; Chordata; Mammalia; Primates; Cercopithecidae. The transcript is spliced from 3 exons. Bases 2877 to 3230 code for a protein of 117 amino acids.